Molecule: messenger RNA, 4155 nt
Organism: Cygnus olor (mute swan)
Lineage: Eukaryota; Metazoa; Chordata; Aves; Anseriformes; Anatidae
Product: protocadherin beta-15-like
Exons: 2
Coding region: 1132-3606 (824 amino acids)
Biological process (GO): homophilic cell-cell adhesion
Cellular component (GO): plasma membrane
Molecular function (GO): calcium ion binding
Source: RefSeq, a predicted model, not a curated record
UUUAAUUAUUUCUUGUUCAUAAAGUGUCUGGAAGAACCUCUUGGAAUCUACACUUGGAUGGCUCCUUUAAUGGCCCAUCAGCCAGUGUCCUAAGGUUUCUGGUCUUUGUCAUUGUUUCCAUUAGAUCCUGGUCAUUAAGGUUUGUGUCUCUAGGUGUCUAAUUUUCUCGCCUUUUGUAUUAAAUAGCCUUAAAUAACAUUACACAAGUGCAGGAGUUCAGGUUUGAUCUCUGAGUACAGCGUCCUUGCAGGUAUUUCUAAAUCGUGUGGUAAUAUCAGAGGAGAAAGGGAGAUACAUCUCCAAAUGUGAAAGCAGGUUGCAGAAUUUUUAUGUUUGUGUACGGCUGGGGACAUUUUUCAUGAAUGUGUGAGUACCGUGUUUUGUGGUGACACACCCUAGCGUGGGAGCAAAGGAAGAUUCACGGCCAAUUCACGGAGGAAGACGCUUUUCACACAGCAAAGCACGGGAAUCCUGUGUACUCUGGGCGAAGUGUGACACACAAUGUGACGUGAACGACGUUAGGAUGAUGUGUCAUUUUAGUAUCAUUUUAGUGAAAUUGCGAGAUAGAGUGGGCAUGCCCCACUUGCUAAUUGUCCUGUGCUGAUUAACAAGAGGAGAAAAGAAGGCAAAUACCACAAUUCAUCCCGUGGAAGUGACAUCUUUUCGUAAUUCCUCUGCAGCACAGAGGAAAAAUGAAAGCUGUAUUUGAAGAGUUCGCGGUGGUGAGCUGGAAAAUGAUACCCAAAGUGGUGUCACUGUGUGCGGGGAGCAAGGCUUUUUCAAACACGGCAAAUAUUUGCACUACGCCUUUGACUUCUGUUUGCAAGAAGAGUGGAGAUUGAAGCAGCAGACAUGAGAUCAGCAGCUCUGUCCCGAAUGCAAAGAAAAUAUUCCCCCUUGAAACGCUGGGUGGGGAUGUUGGCCACGGACCGGCAGGUUCCUCUCUGCACCGGCUUUUCAGACACAGGGAGACAGAAAAGCCGUGCGAGCUGCUGGAAGGGCGGCGGGGCACGGAGCCGGGGGGCUUUCAGGCUUCAGGAUUCCUGACAAACACUGCUCUGCCUCGGACACUGCUUUAAAGUACAGGGAGCCACGGCGGAUGCCCGUAAAGGAGGGCUUAUUUGGAGAGUCAUGGCGUUUGGGAGACAGAGCAGAGGCACUGAGAGGCAAGUGGUCUUGUUUGUUCUGUGCGUUUGCGUGUGUCAGAGCGGGGCCGAAACCCUCUGCUAUUCUCUGGCGGAGGAAAUGGAGAGGGACUCCUUUGUCGCCAAUAUCGCAAAAGACUUGGGCGUUUCUCCGAGCCAGCUCGCGUCUCGCAAGGCCCGCGUUGUGUCUGAGGGGAACGAGCAGUAUUUCCGCCUCAAUUUAAAUACCGGAGUCCUGACGGUAAAAGAGACGCUGGACCGAGAGGCGAUCUGUCCGCAGAGCGAUAUCUGCACACUCUUCUUUAAGAUAUUCUUUGAAAAUCCGGUGCAGCUGAUCCGAGGGGAGGUGGAGGUUCGUGACAUGAACGACAACUCCCCCGUGUUCCCGGAGAAGGAAAUGGUUUUAGAGAUUCUGGAAACGGCAUCCCCUGGGUCUCGUUUCCCCCUAGAAAAAGCACGCGAUAAGGACGUGGGGAGCAACGGCUUGCAGAACUACAGCCUCGGAUCCAAUUCGCAUUUUUCCCUGGCUCUCGGAACAGGGAAAGGUGGAGCAAAAUACCCCGAACUCAUCCUACAGAGGCAACUGGACCGCGAACAGCAGAGGGAGGUGAAUUUACUCCUGACUGCCACCGACGGGGGCACGCCGCCCAAGUCGGGCACGGCUCAAGUCCGGAUCGUAGUGCUGGAUGCCAACGACAACAUCCCGGUCUUCUCCCGGGAAGUCUACGAGGCCCGCGUGGCCGAAAACAGCCCCCCAGAGCAGCUGGUGGUCAGGGUCACGGCUGCGGAUCCCGACGAAGGGUCCUACGGCAGAGUGCGGUAUGCCUUCACCCAGACAUCGGAGCGGUACCGCCAGCUCUUCGAGCUGAACGCUGCCACCGGAGAGAUCCGGGUCUCGGGCAGCCUGGACUUUGAGGAAGUAGAAAGCCACGAGAUGGUGGUCAAAGCCACCGACGGCGGGGGGUUGUCUGCGCAUUGCAAAGUGCAUGUGGAGGUGCUGGACGUGAACGACAACGCCCCGGAGAUCGCGCUCACCUCCCUCACUGCCUCCAUCCCCGAGGACGCCCCGCCCCGGACCGUGGUGGCCCUGUUCAGUGUGCGGGACCGGGACUCGGGGGACAACGGCAGGACGGAGUGCGCGAUCGAGGGCGAUUUGCCCUUCAGUCUCACCCCCACUUUCGACAAUUACUACGAGCUGCGCACAAACGCGGCCCUGGACAGGGAAAGGACGGCGGAGUACAACAUCACCAUCACCUCCAUGGACUGGGGCAGAUCUCGGCUGAGUUCUCGGGAAAGCAUCUUCGUGCAGAUAUCCGAUGUGAACGACAGUCCCCCGGAGUUCACAGAGAAUGUUUACACCAUAUCAGUGAACGAGAACAACAACCCCAUGCUCCGGAUCGGCAACGUAAAUGCCACGGACGCCGACGCGGGUAAAAACUCCCGUGUGAGCUACGCGCUGGUGCGAGAGAAGGGCAAGGAGCAGCCCGAUGUGUCGAUCAACUCUGAAAACGGGGACGUUUACAUCCUUCGCCCGCUAGACUACGAAGAGGUGCAUGCCUUCGAGGUGACCGUGCGCGCCGCUGACGGGGGCUCGCCGGCGCUCAGCGCCGAGGCGCUGCUGCGGGUGCUGGUGCGGGACGAGAACGACAACGCGCCCGUCGUGCUGCACCCGCCUCCCGACGGCAGCGCGGCGGCGGGCGAGCUGGUGCCGCGCUGGGCGCAGGCGGGUUACCUGGUGGCCAAGGUGGUGGCAGUGGACGCAGACGCGGGGCAGAACGCGUGGCUCUCCUACGAGCUGGCCAAGGCGACGGAGCCGGGGCUCUUCCGCGUGGGGCUGCACAGCGGCGAGGUGCGCACGGCGCGGGCCGUGACCGAGCGCGACGCGCCCAGGCACAGGCUCGUCGUGCUGGUGCGAGACCGCGGGCAGCCGCCGCGCUCCGCCACCGCCACCCUCGCCAUCGCCCUGGUGGACGGCUUCUCCGAAGCCCACUUGCGGGUGAGCGAAGAGGCGCCGACCGCCGAUCCCGACGGGCGGCUGACUCUGUACCUCAUUAUCUGCUUGGCCUGCGUGUCCGCGCUGUUCCUGGCCACCGCGGCGGCCGCCGUGGUUGUGAAGGUGCGGCGGGCCAGGCAGAGCAUGGCGGGGUCCUUGCCCACUUUCCCGAAAUCUGCCGCUGAGAGCAGCGCUGGAUCCUUGCCCCGUAGCUACGUGUACGACGUCUGCUUCGCCGCCGGGACCGUCAACAGCGAGUUCCGCUUCCUUAGGCCCCUCUUCCCCUGCUUCCCAGCUGGGCUGCCCCACGGCCCGGGCGACCAGCGGAGCUCGGUGUGCUCGGCCAGCCUCGGGGAAGAAGUCGACUGGGCUGCACAGGGUCGAGUUCCCCUCUCCGAAGGCACGGGUCCCAGGCCAGCAGAGGAAAAUACCAGUUCUGAUCAAAAUCCUUGGCUCACCCAUCAGUAAGUGAGGAGAAAGACAAACAUCUUGGUCCUCACUGGCUAACGUCCUCACAGGGAAAGGAGAGCAGAGAGACUGAACAUGCACCAAAAAAGUACCAGUGAGGUACAAGACUUCUCUGUGAGAGAGCAAAGACUCUCUCAUCUUAAACAGUAUUUUGUUCAUAUAGGUAUUUUGAAAUUGUGAUAAGGAUGGUGGAGGACUAUGUUGCAUGCUGGUUACACUGAGACUUGAUGUAUGAUUGUGAGAGUGCUACUUCUCCCAAAUGUUAAGGGAAACAUGAAAAACAGAAACAGAUCUUCAAGAUCUGCUUUUCCUACAUCAGCAUUUCUGUAUUUGUUAUUGUGAAGAGGGUUCCUUCAUAAUGUUUUAGUUUUCUGCUAUUUGUUCAAUGCCAGGCCAUACAGCUAUUAAAUUAAAUGAUACUUGCAAGGGAGUUUUUUAGUAACAAACAGAAGCUAAUUACAUUCGAAGUGGCUGACAUUGGCUCACUGUGUAAUCGAUCAUGAGUUUAUAUGUUCUCCAUAAAGUAAAGAGUGGUCUUUGAGCACUGUA